UGCCAGAUUAAUAAUCAUAAACCCGAAGACACUCUGAUAUUGUAUUUAAUCUACAAUGCCGCCUCCCUUCCUUUGGUCACGUGAUGGUCAUGUGAUAUAUUCGGUUCGGUGGUAAACAAACGAAUAUGGAAUUUGUCGACACACAUUUUCAUGUAUGGGCGCUGCAGAAGUUUUCCUAUCCGUGGCCUACGCCAGAUAUGAAGAUAUACAAGGACUACUAUCCUUGUGGGCUAGAGAGCGCUGUGGAAGGGACACCGGUAAAACACGCAAUUUUCGUGCAAUGUCUUAACGGCAGCGUGGAAGAGGCUGAAUGGGUUAUGGACAUGGCAACACGUCACAGCAUUAUUAAAGGUGUCGUAGCUGGUCUCGACAUAACAAGCCCAAAGUUAGAGGAGAUGAUACAGACAUUGAAGCCUGGGAUGUUGAAAGGAGUCAGACAUAUUCUGGAUAUGGAAAAAGAUGAUUGGAUAGCACGCGAUGACGUCAGUCAGGGGCUAGAUAUCCUCGGCAAACAUGACAUAUCAUAUGAUGUACUUGUCAGACCCCACCAUUUGAAAUAUAUUCCGGACGUUGUCUCCAAGCACCAAAAUACGAAGUUCAUCAUCAACCAUAUAGCAAAACCACCAGUCAUGACAGGGAAACUGGACGGCUGGAAAGAGGAUAUGGCGGAAAUAGCAAAGUCUCCAAACGUUUCUUGUAAAAUAUCUGGAUUGAUUUCAGAACAACAGCCAGAAACAUGGAAACAAAUUGACUUUCAGCCGUUCAUAGACCACGUUUUGACGAUAUUUGGACCGGACAGGUGUAUUUUUGGUUCCGACUGGCCAGUUUUCGAGAUGGCAGAUGCAACGUACACAGAAAAUCUCUCUUUGAUACGGAAGUUACUGUCGAAGUUAGAAGAAGCGGACCAGAGAAAAAUAUUCCGAGAAAAUGCGAUAAAAUUUUAUAAUCUAGAUAUCUGACGAAUAAUGCCAUUUUCGUGAUGUGCGCAUUAUUUGCAUGAACUUUUCGUGGGUAAUUGGGGAUAGUUCUGUACAUUUUACCAUCAGUAUUUUCAUAGUGACAUGACAUAUGAAAUUAAAACAUUAUUUUCUGUA
Messenger RNA from Mercenaria mercenaria, 1094 nucleotides. RefSeq lists its product as uncharacterized. Gene Ontology annotation, molecular function: hydrolase activity. Lineage: Eukaryota; Metazoa; Mollusca; Bivalvia; Venerida; Veneridae. The record is from RefSeq and is a predicted model, not a curated record.